This is a messenger RNA of Cannabis sativa, 1284 nucleotides long. RefSeq lists its product as uncharacterized. The transcript has a single exon. NCBI's taxonomy places the organism in Eukaryota, Viridiplantae, Streptophyta, Magnoliopsida, Rosales, Cannabaceae. The coding region runs from base 1 to 1284 and encodes 427 amino acids. The record is from RefSeq and is a predicted model, not a curated record.
AUGGUCACCUUCAAACUUCUAUUGGCUAUUUCCUCCAUCAAGAAUUGGCCGACUCUUCAACUUGACAUCAAUAAUGCCUUCCUCAACGGCGAUCUUCAAGAAGAAGUCUACAUGACAUUACCUCCCGGCUUCACCCCUCCCAACACUGAAGACAACUCCACUUUAGUUUGCAAACUUCAUAAAUCCAUCUAUGGUCUCAAACAGUCUUCUCGACAAUGGUAUAAAAAGCUUUCUGAUGCUCUUUUAACCGAAGGCUUCUCCCAAUCACAAGCAGAUUACACAUUAUUCACCAAAGGAUCACAUAACACCUUCAUUGCUCUACUCGUCUAUGUCGACGAUAUUAUUAUCACUGGACCUAACAUCAACUUGCUGCAUCAAUUACAAGCAUCUCUUCAUGCACAGUUUCAACUUAAGGCCUUAGGACCUCUCAAAUAUUUUCUGGGAUUUGAAAUUGCUCGUUCUCCCGAAGGUGUCUUUCUCUCUCAACGAAAAUACACACUGCAGCUCCUUGAAGACACUGGUUACACAGGCAGCAAGCCUACUAAAACCCCUAUGGAUCCUCGAAGUAAGCUUGAUGAUCAGCAAGGCACUCUCUUAGCCGAUCCCUCAUCCUAUCGACAACUCAUAGGCAGACUACUGUAUCUCACUCUCUCCAGGCCUGAUAUCACUUUCGCUGUGAACACUUUGAGCCAAUAUAUGUCUUCUCCUCGGACACCUCACUUGCAAGCAAUUAACCAUCUUCUCCGAUAUCUAAAAGGGAGUCCCGGCCAAGGUUUGCUUUACAAAUCCAGUUCUCCUUUACACCUCCGUGGGUUCUCGGACUCCGACUGGGCUGCAUGUCCAACAACUCGACGCUCCAUCACUGGUUUUUGUAUCUUCCUCGGCGAUUGUUUAGUCUCCUGGAAAACAAAGAAACAGAACACUGUUUCUAAAAGCUCUGCAGAGGCCGAAUAUCGUGCUUUGGCUAGCACAGGCAGCGAAAUAACAUGGAUUCAGUACCUCCUGAAUGAUUUCCAAAUCCCUCAGCCGACUCCUGCAUUUAUCUACUGCGAUAACCAGUCCGCAAUCCACAUAGCAAAUAACCCCACCUUCCACGAACGAACCAAGCAUAUUGACCUUGACUGUCACUUCAUCAGAGAGAAGAUCAAAGCUUCCACUAUUCGACUAAUUCCAGUCAACACAACUCUGCAGUUAGCCGAUGCUUUUACCAAGCCUCUUCCCUCUACUACUCUUCUUUCCCAUGUCCGCAAGAUGGCUGUUGAUGAUAUUUACAGUCCAUCUUGA